GUACUCGCGCAUCCGUCGAAAUCGAGUUUGGUUACGCGUGACUUUCGUUUCCAAAGUGGAGUCUGGCUUGGAAGUGGGCUAAACCUCGCUGGGUUAACUGGGAACUCUUCCCGUCGCCCUCCCCUGCCGCUGACGUUACGCACUCCGCCGUGGCGUGCCCGCGAGCUCAGUAACAUGGAGUCAUCCGCCUGGCAUCUCCGAGAAAUCUCUGAAAAAGAACAGAGGUCCUAAUAAAAGGAGCAAGUUUGUCCACGGGAACCGUCGAAGCCUCCCCCUCCUCCAGGAAGCAUCGUUAGCGGGGCAGAGCUCCAGCUUCGUGUGGGAACCAUGACGAGCUAAGACGGCCAGUUCUCCCUGCGACCCGCGAGGAGCUAGGCCGACUGCGGAAGCGGAGGUGGUACAAUGUAGACAGGCUGGUCGUCAGUGGGACUCCAUAAAGUUCUCUGGGGGGAACAUGGAGCCAGAUGGGCAAUCCGUAACCCCAGGGACCAACCAUGGACUCCCAUCCAUAAGCUCAGCACAAGAUCUGUUCACCCCCACCUUCCUCAACUGCAGCAUAGGGUCGCUGUGUUCUCCAAAUUCGGGUGACAACCCAGUGUCUGCAAAAUGGAUAUGGGACGUGCCGGGAGAGGAGGGCCUGGAUCAGAGCGAGGGCUCUCAACCUACUACAGAAUUGCCAAGGGGAACACAGAGGAAGUUCAAAUUUUCCACCUUUCCUACCUCCCUCAGCUGGGACUCUGACUCAGAGAAAGAAACUCUUGAUGAGGAGGAGCUCCAGAACUUUUCUAACCCUCACGGUCUGGCUGUUCACAGUCCAGGAUCUCCCUCAUUUGGAUUCAGGCUUGAUAGUGAAGAUGACCAAGAAUGUGGGAAGCUGCAUCACUUUCAUUGUAAGACUGAAACAAAUAUUGCUGAGGGAGGGCAUGGUGGCAGUAAUGAGAGCACAAUGGCAGAGGAGCCAAAUACAUCUCAGCUUGGCCAACAGGAAUUGGCAGAAAGCAGAAUGUGCACUGUAUCGGAGAGCGCUGAGCCAUUUUUGUUCAACAUAAAACUGAAGGAUGGUUGCCAAAGGAAGGAUGAAGCCAGGAACAGCAAGGGUGAGAAGAGGCCCAAGGAUAAAGAAAGUAAGGAGUAUGAGAAAGAUGUUUACACCUUCCCUGGAGACUCGGACCCCGAGAGCCCUCCCCCUGCUCCCUGGGCUCACUGCACUUUUAUUCAGCAGUGCAGAAAGAAGAGAGUGUUGCUCAGGCCCUUUUCUGGACUCAGCACCUUGAAGCGCACAUCACCAGAGGCUGGCAAACCAGCAGCACCCAGCCCUCAGAACUCUAACUCAAAUGAGGCAGCACAACAGAAUCCAGGGGGAGGGGUUUAUGAUUUUAAGGAUGACAGCACUGAAGAGAUGAUCAAGUUCAGAGGAAAUGCUGAGAAAAGAGAUGCAGAAGAAGAAGACGGUGAGAUGGAGUCAGCAGCAGAAAUAUUCACCUGUGUGGAGUGUAGCAUUUACUUCAAGAAGCAGGCCCACCUGCAGGAGCACAUGGCUGAGCACUGUCAGGUUGGUGCAGGUGGAAGAAGGCGUUUAAAGGGCAGCAAACUGCUGUGCAACGAGUGUGGAUGGAGAUUGCCGAACCAUCUGGCACUGGAUGACCACCAAAGAAAGCAUCAGCAGUCCCGUCUGAAGAUCCUUGAGGAGAUUGAAAAACUGAAUGAUAACGAAACGCCAAAAGACAUCCAGUCACUAGAUGGUAGAGAGCAGAUACAUUCUGACCCCACUGUGUCACAACACUCUUUCCAGGACACGAGUGAAACGUCAGGCCCUAAGACAACUGCUUCUCUGGCCUCAGUUUCAGCAGUUGCAGACCUCGAUUCAGCUCCUCAAAACCCAGGUCAAACCUUGGCUCAGACUCGGAACAUCUCAAGCUGCCAUCGGCGAUUUGUCUGCGCCGAGUGUAACUUCAGCACCAAAACGUCCCAAGCUCUGGCUAAUCACUCCAAGACUCACAACAGGAAAAACCUGUCUCAUGGUUCACUGUUAAACUUUACUUCCACCUCGCCGGAAAAGAGUCACUGUGCCUUUCUGACCACAGAUCAGACCACGCUAAGGAAACUCCAAACACUUGUCCUCCCAGAACGGGUGUCCACCGUUAGAGCCACUGAGACUAGAUUAUCUUCAAAAUCUAACCUGCGUGCACAAAUCUCAAAAAAAAAAAUCAUCUUUGAGUCUGGAUGUCAAAAUGAAGCAAAUCAAACAAUCACUGCCUCAGAGGAUGGCACACCUGAUGAUGCUGCAACUCAACCGGGCUUUAAGUGUGAUGCGAGACUCGGCACAGAAGAGAAGACUUGUAGUAAUGUAACGGAUCCGGAGGUGGGUGAACAGGGGCGGCCAGGGAAUCGAGGGGAAGAGCAGGAAGAAAAUCACCGCAGUCAGGCUAAUAUAUCCCAGCAAGAGGCAAACACAUGCGAGGGAGGGAAUUCGAUCACCAGAACCCAACCCAUCACUGGUAAUACUUCACAAUGGCAGAAUGCUACAUCGCCUUCUCUUGCUAAACAUGAUGGAAUUGAAGAGGACAAAGGGGACGCAAAGAAAGAUCUAAAAGUUUUCUGUUUACGAAGGAGCAGCAGGAUUUCUGCUGCUUCUGUGCAAACUGACAUCGACGAUGAUGAGGAUGAUACUACUGAUGAGGACGAGGAUGUUGAUGAAGAACAUACGGCUUGUUUCCUACCAGAUGACUUUUUAGAUGAAGACAUAGAUGAGAUUGAUGAUGACUCAGAGGUGCUGAAGAGCAUAGAGAGAAAAUGUCCAUACUGCCCCGAUCGAUUUCAUAAUGGGAUCGGUCUUGCCAACCAUGUGAGAGGCCACUUGAACAGGGUGGGUGUCAGCUACAACGUACGCCACUUCAUAUCCCCUGAGGAAGUCAAUGAAAUUGAGAAGACGUUUUUCUACCAGAAGAAGAAAAAAAAAGUGGCCAACUUUGACCCGGACACAUUCAGCGUGAUGUACUGCGAGUUCUGCAGGGCUGGCUUUGACACCCGUGCUGGCCUGUCCAGCCAUGCCCGGGCUCACCUUCGUGAUUUUGGUAUCACUAACUGGGACGUCACCAUUUCACCCAUUCACAUUAUGAGGGAGCUGUUCUCCAGAAGGCCAGACCUAGUGAUCCCCAUGGGCCCCCCUCGGAGUCACUGCAGUUCUGUAGAUGAGGAGGGAGAUCUCAGUGAUGAUGAUGAUGAGAAGGACUCUAAAGACAGAGGAAUAAUCCAGGUUAAACUUGAAGGGGAGACAAGCAAACGGAGUGUUAAUGUUUCCGAUUCUGGGGUCCUGCCUGCAGCAAGUCAUCAGCUCUUUAAAAAGUCUGAAGAUGGUGAAGAUGGUAAAGGUGAUGACGAGGAAGCAGCUGAGGAAGAAGAUGAGGAGGAGGUGCACCUGUCAGCUCAAGAUGGUCUGAGCUCCAGCCUUGAAGAAACGGAUGGCCUCCCUCCUCAAGAGGAUGCCAACACUAAGGUGCAGAGUUUGAAGUGUGAAGUAUGUAACUCCCAAUUUGGAAGUAAGCGUGGUCUGUCCAUCCAUGCUCGAGCUCACCUGCGCCAGUUGGGUAUCACCGUCUCGGAGAACAGUGGGCCGUCUGUGGAAAUACUCUACAAAAUCGCCAAGGAACGUAGCAUAGAUGGGAAAAUCAGCCCCUCCUUUUUGAAGCAAGUCAAAAAGAAGAACCCCUCCCAAUCUGUCCCCGUGAAAAAUGAGGGGCUAGAAGAAAUGGACUUGAAUGAGGAACCCAUUCAUCACCCCAGCCUGGCCAAACCAGCAACAGCAGCGUUGCCACCCUCUUCUUCCUCCACACCUACACCUUCCCCUGGUGCCUCUCCAGCUCCAUCUCAUUCUGGCUCACCUUCCUCAGUAGUGAAGAAAGUCCCUAUUUCUUCUCUACUUCCUGUGUCUUCCCCCUUGCGCUCCCCUGAGCACAAGGUUGGGGGAAUAAAAAGCAUGGCUUCUAACCUUUCUGCUGUAUCAACAAUCUCAACAGCCAAACCACUCUGGGCACCACAGGAGAACGAUGCCCCUCUAAACCUCACACUGGAGGCAGACGCUGAUAAGGACAAUGUUUGCCAGCUGUGUGGUGCCUGGUUUGAGACACGCAAAGGCCUUUCCAGCCAUGCUCGAGCCCACCUGCGACACUUUGGUGUAGAAUACUCUGAGUCCAAAGGAUCCCCCAUCAACCUCCUCAAUCAGUUUAUGGGUACUGAUGACUUCAAGCACAAAGCUAGCUCUCUGGAGCUGGACAGUCCCACAGAACCACAGGAUGUAACUGCAACUCUCCCCUCAUCAAAGCAGUCCCUGCUCACAAUAUCGUCCUCUUCAUCUUCAUCCCAUCCGUACAAGGUGACUACAGCUGGGAGUGGGUCAAUACUCAAAGCUACCUCUUCCUCUGCCUCGUCUUUACCAGGCCAACCUGUCAAGCGUCUUAAGGCCUCUUCCAUGAAGGUCUUCCGCCUCAGUAGUGGCGAGCUUAUGGCCCUUCCGAACAAUGAACCUCCAAAGGAAAUAGGCUGUGAGUACUGUGGGGAGUAUUUUGAGAACCGCAAGGGACUCUCCAGCCAUGCACGUUCCCACCUUCGCCAAAUGGGUAUUACUGAGUGGUCUGUAAAUGGUUCACCAAUUGACACCCUGCGAGAGGUCAUCACAAGGCGAGGCCUGCCUUGUGCACUUCCUCUAAAACCUCACAAAACACCACCAUCUUCUCCAGGACCCCCUCGUUCUCCUCUUUCAGCCUCCUCAUCGCCCUCAGGUACCCUCCUUGGCCGCCUGCCAUUCGCCUUUACACGACCCUCCAGUCCUCCUCAGUUGGCAUCAUCCAAGUCCAGCUCAGCUUCUUUGACAUCUUUCAGUAGCCUGACACUGAAGCCGAAGCCUGAGCCGGUGCAGCUGGAGGUCACCAUACCAGGAGUUGUUGGGAGAUCUGGAGGUUUUCCUGCUGAGCCUCUAAGCUCAAGCUGGAGCAGUUCUGACAAUGUUUUCCCUCUCAACUUGGCCAUGUCCCAUGAAGUGGAGCCUACAAGAGACAUUCGUUGUGAGUUUUGUGGGGAAUAUUUUGAGAAUCGUAAAGGUCUUUCCAGUCAUGCCCGCUCUCACCUACGUCAAAUGGGCAUCACACAGUGGUCAGUCAAUGGUUCACCCAUUGACACCCUGAGGGAGAUCAUGAAGAAAAAAGGGACAGGUGGCUCAUCCCAGUCCAACCAGGUUGUGAAGAAAGAGUUCAGCCAUGGAGACAUCAGUCCAUUCUGGGAAAAAGUGGGUGGUGCCAGCAACUCGAAGAGUUUGGGUGUUUCAGGUUACCAAUUCUCCAAAUUCCGUAAAUCUCCCCUCAGUUUAGUGCAGUCUGGAUCAAAGUAUCGUAAGCAGAGUGUAGGGGGUGUAGGUGCAUCUUCUCCCCAAUCGACAGGCAAAUUUUUCAGGGUGUCCCCACUUGGCAAAAGGCCUUUAUCAGAGUGCACCCAAUCAGAAGAGUCUGCCAGCUCAUCUACACAUCGACUUAAGACUCUCUCAUCACUUCCACAUGACUUCUCCAUUAAAAGAAAGCCAUCACCAGACAAGCAUGCACACCAGGACCCCAGCUGUGAGCUCUGUGGUUUCUACUUCGAAAACCGUAAGGCUUUAGCAAGCCACGCACGCGCCCACCUGAGGCAGUUUGGUGUGACUGAGUGGUCUGUAAAUGGGUCUCCCAUUGAGACGCUGAGUGCUUGGAUGCGCAGCAGGCCACAGAAGGUGCUGGAGAUGCACCGGAACUACAUGCAGGGCAGUCGCUCUACCCUUAAGAAGAAGGCCCACUCCUCCUCUUCCUCUCAGUGGUCUUCCUCUUUGGCAAGCCUGGUUCGGCCACAAAGCCACGACAUCAGUCGGGGUCCUUCUGACAUUGCGGAGGACAAAUCGGCUGCAAAUCGGCCUGGUCGCAGCAGUCCCAGCUUCUCACGCCUCAGCGGGAUUCUCCCCCUUCAAGCACAGGUGGCUCGCAGUGAGCUGAAUGUCCGUCUGCCAAGAGGAUUUGAGCGUCGACCUUUGAAGCACCCAUCUUGUCCAGAUGGAACAGAGACGGAAAGUGGCAUUCCAAAAAGCCCACGCACGGGCACCAUAGCCGCCCUGGUUCCCAAGCCACCAUCAUAUCCACUGGUCAAACUGGUGGGCAAGUUCUACACCCUGAAGUGCCGGUUCUGCGAGGUGGAGUUCCAUGGUCCUCUGUCAGUGCAGGAGGAAUGGAUCAGACACCUCCAGCAGCACAUCCUUAAAAUGAACUACAAGACAGCUGCUACCAGGGCAGACACUACAGAGUCCCACGCCCAGGUUGACAACCUGGUCCAGGCCCAGCCCCCUGCCUCAGCUUCCACCCCUACCUCCAGGACCACCCCCACCCACUCCACAGCUCCCAGCAGCCAUUCCCCCACGCCUCUGGCCAAGUGUGCUGCCACCAUAGCUGCACCUGAGAUAGUGCAGGCCUCAGAGGAGCAGACCACCAUACUACCACCUCCUAUUCCUCCCCCCUCUCAGAUUGCUUAAGCUCUUCACUCCUGAUCAUGAUUAGAUAUUUUGCUUCUCCAAAAGCGACUUGUCCUCCUGUUUGUUUUCUCUGACCGUUGCCAAGUGUCAUUUGGGAGGAUCAUCCUUCAUCUACAGAGCCCUCUGAUCCCCAAGCACCUUUGAAGCAGCUCUAGACUGUUUAUACGUCCCGUUGCCUUGAGAGCGGUGAUCUCUUGGCCUGUCUGUGGGCUCAGACCAUGUGACUAAGAACUGUUUGAGGUUAUGAGGAGAGAUGAAAUAAUGUUUUGUGUUUGCCUUGUUUUUACUGAAUGUUCAUACGUUAUUAUACCUCUCCAUUCAGUGGGAGUUUACAACUAACCCUUUACUAAACUUUAACGGGCCCAUCUACUAAAGCUCUCCCCGACCUUUCUCCCCAUGAGUAAGACUUGUGAGGAUGUGAUGCUGUUGCCAGCAUACUGGUAGUUUUAGCAUCAUUCCUGGCUGAGAUUCGAGACAUCUUUAAUUCUUAGUCUCAUGGUUGAGACUUUAAAUGUUUAACACUUAGUGUGAAAAGGCACUUUUUGAAAGUGUGACAUUAUCACUUAGCACUUAACAAAAGGCCAUUCAGAUGGUUUAAUGUGGACUGACUCAGACUUAUUCCAGUUGGAGCAAGAAGCACAUUCAGAAACGGAAAAUCCUGCAACGCUGUUCCCAAAGUAUAAAAAUAUUCAGCUUGAGAGUUGCUUGAAGCACCUGUUAGUACACAUGUCGACUUGAUCAGACUUUACUCUUGCAGCUGCAAAGCCACUGAUGGUUGCGCCUGAUGUUUCUACUGGACCACAGAUAUGGGUGCUGUUGGGUUAAAUGCUGGUUACACAUUGAUGUUUUGCUUGUUUGUUUUUAUUUUGUUCACAGCAACCAUUUUCUUCCUGCCUUAUUCCAACGUAGCCUAAAUAACUUAUUUAAUCAUUAUUAUUUUUGCACCUUAAUGUGGGAAAUCUGUUCCUUUUGAAGUGAAGUGGACUAUUUUGUAAAAGGUAAUAGGUACAUGUGUGUAUGUUUUCAUAGAAAGUCUGUCCCCAUUUUUAAGCGAGGAAUGGAAGGCGUACCUUUAGCUUGAGUUAUCUGCAGACAUUUGUCAUUGUGUGUGAGAUGUGCCAAGAAGUCCGUUCACUUUCUCAUCCUGCCCCUGUAAAAGCUGUUUACACUGCACCUGAUGGUGGAGAAAGCUACCACAUAACUAAACCAUUUCCUGAAUCGUGUCAGUGGUCCUGGAGCAGCCUUGUGGUGUGGACAUCCUGACUUUGGGGGCAAAGCCAGUUUCUCACUGGGCUAAGACUGCUGCUACUGCAACUAAUUGCAAGAAAGCAUUCAAGGGAGUUUCCAAAAAUAUCAUGAAGGUGCUCAAUUUGCUGCCGGGACUGAAAGAGCCAUGAAAAUGGCCUUUGUGGGGGGCUUUCCAAAAUGUCUUAAAAUAUAUUAAAAAAAAACUGUGAACCCCUUCUAGAGUUUGGCCCACACACAGGCUUUUGGGGGAGCCCUGUCAGCCGCAGGCUGGGGCGGUGGGGUUGAAGUCUUUUCUGUUGUCCAUUCUAUCACCAAUAUAAUUCCGUGAGAGUGGGAGGGGGCAUGACGGUACACGGGAAGGUCAAAAGACAUCCUUGUACUCCAAGUCCAUAUAAAUAAUGUAAGGUUCCUCAUUUGGGCUCCCCCUUGGUCUAUCAGCCGAGGGCUUCUGGGGAGCCCAUCACUCUUGAGGGAGCCAGGCUGUCCUUAGCUCCCCGGUAACGCGAACCCUGGUUACAUCCAAGAGUCAGAAAAUGCAGGAAAUGUGACAAAAGUUUGAGAAGGGUUUGUGGCCUGCAAAGUAAACAAAUGAUUUAUUGGAUUGAAAAAGAGAAUCUGAAAUCAUUAGUGCUCUAAACCUGUUAAUGAAAGGUGGUAAAUUAACAUUUUUUGGGUGGGGCUACAUUUUUUACUUGUUUGGCUCUCCAUUAGCUGUCAAAAACCUGACAGCAACUCUUUCUGGGGUGUUCCUUAUAAUUCAUUUAAAAUCACAAUACAUAUAUAAAGUUGCUCUCAAAAAUCUAGUUCAUUAUUAUACUAUUCUUACUGCAAAAAGAACAAUACCAACAUGACAAAUAUAAACUAUCUCAAGACCUGGUUUUAAAUCUAUUGUGUUUAUAUUGUGAUUUUUGCAUUUCAAGACUUCUUAGCACAAUUUGUCCCUCGUCCUCCACCACCUCUAAACCCACGUUUCCUGUCAUUUCCGUUCACGAAUAAAACACUUGCUGUGCAUCUUUUCACUCCUCCAGUCGGGGAAAGAAGCAUUCGUAUUUUCAGAGUUUUUCCGCGAAGCUUUCCUUAAACUGCUCCUUGUCUGCUUUUAGAUUUCUUCUGCUCUCUUUUUUUAAUACAUUUUUAAGGGGGCAAAUGUAGUGCUGUUGACAAACUUAAAGGAUCCUGGCCUAUCACAAGCUUGCUCUCUGUCUCGUUUGACGAUGUUUAGAAAAGUGGAUUUGACUAUUUCUGUGUCUGCAUGCUUGCUGGACAGCCCUCACAACGUUGGCUAAUGGCGGUCUGUGUACAGAUGCAGAUGGAGAAGUUAAAAUGAGGCUAAAAAACAUGCACAGCAUUUACAUGAAUGUUGAAAUAUCACGAUUUAUUGUGAUGUACACCAAGUGUCAUGAAAACUAUUUCAGUUUGAUUAUGUAAUAAAUUUGAGACGAUUCAGAAGGUGAUGAUUUGCAAACAAAUUAAACAUAAUUUGCAGGAGUGCACACAUCUUUUUCAGUAGAGUUCCUCAAAAUGAUUGGAGUUUGGUCCUCACCUCAUGUUGUACUGUGGCCAAUGCAAAAGUUAGACGUUUGUGGGAAAUCCAGGGGCAGAAACAGAGCCUGUAAUGAGCGUGUACGUUUUCUGCCACUUUGACUGUGUGGAGCAGUCAGGGAAACGCAUACCAAUUAGGAAAGUCAUGCAGAUGUAACUGGUAUGCCAAACAGUGUAGUAUAAAGAAAAACUUACCCACACAAUAUUUUUGUCACACAUGCAUUUCAUUUACAUGAGUUUUCUCUUUGGCAGCUGUAUUUGUCCUACGCUGCAUAUAUUUCUGUUCUCUAGAGCAGCCAGGCACAAACGCACACACUCCACAGAGCUUCUACACGUGAUGUAGUAUGCAAUCAAGAUUUUCUAGAACCUGUACCGGCACAAAAAUACCUAAAGGCUGUAAUUAAAAAUGUAUAAACGAUUAAGUGUUGCUUCAGAAUGUUUUAGCUAAAUUGUAUCCUGGGUGCAACAUUUGCCUUCCUGAUAAUUAUGACACUUUAUAAAUGAACACUUCACUCAAAAACAUUCUUUGAAAUUAACUCUCAAAAUCAAUUGUUACUUCCAAGUAAACAUAUUAGUGUGCUGGAUUAUUUUUUUAAAUCUCACUCCAAUUGAAUUUAUGAACAUCACUGCCCACUCCCAUUCCUCUUUCUAGUCCACUUGCUGUCACAGUAUGUUAUGUACAUCCAAACCUACCCACUCCCUCCUCUCCACAUGUAGGCCAAUUAAAAUAAAGCCCUGUUCAAUUAGUCUAGCUGACCAAAGCCCACCUUUGCUGCUUGUGACUAUCUUUAAGUUCUUUCAUAUCUUAUUUUCUUUCUUUAGCUUUUGUUAGCUGCCUCAGUUUCUCCCUCCAUCUUCUAUAGAAUGCAGGAAGUUUUUCCUGGCUGCUCGCUUCUAUCCAAUGCAACCUCAAAACCACCUGCUCCCACAAGAUUUCCCUGGGUCCAGUGGGCUCUUUGAAGUGUCGUAUUAAACAGGUGGCAUGCACUUUUGUCCCCAGGGCACACCAAUAAGUCGAAUAUCCCUAAUUUGUGAACAAAGCGGUCCCAAUAUUCCUCUGAUCAGACCAGAGCUCUCCUAACACAACCCACACUGCAGGAUUUUCUGAUAAGAUUAUCUUUGGACAUUAAGGCUCAUCUUUAAGAUACUCAGAAAAUGAAAGAAUUAAAAGGUGGGUUAAAACUGGGGUCAAAACUUGUCUUCAUGUUCUUGUCAUGUGAGCCUGGCCUAACAUGGAGCUUCUGAGGUUGAUAUCUGAUAUGUUUUGUUUUCAUUGCAUUGCUUUGUUCACCUUCAGGUGGACAAAAGAUCCAUGAAGGUUGCAAACCUUUUAUAACAGUUUUGAGUGUUGAUGGAAACACGACUGUUUGAUCUAAACAAUUCCCCACCCCUUUAGACGUACACACAUUCUAUAAAACAACUUGUACUUAAAAGCACUGCUGGUGCUAAUAGAGCCGUCCGCUUUCUGUUAGCAAGGUAGUUAAACAAGUGAUCUUAAUUCCUUUACUGUGAUUUGAUUUCGAACUUUGAUGCUUUGUAUUUUUAUUGCUCUGUGUGUUUCUGUAUUAGCCGUCCUGCAAGGUAAAUUGUAGACUAUUUGUUACUUUACCUCUUAGUUUACUCAAGCUGAACAUUUGGUGCUGGUGGGGAUUUUGCAGGUCUGUCUGUGGGAAGUGACUGAAAAUGUAUUUGCAAUGAUCACGUCAAGACGUGGGUGUUAAAAUGGGGACCACGUUACGAGGCGAGAUGUGAUACUCCCUCUGCGUUCGCUGAGUACAUAGAUGUGGGUCUAGCUGCUGCUCUGUGUGGGUGAGUGUGGAUAUUAAUGUACGAAUGUGUUAUAAAACGAAAAGCAGCAUUAGGACAAAAAAGAUGCAAAUCAAUAUGUUACACAGGAGGGAAAAGUUUUACGUCAACUCAAACAAUAAAUGUUAUUUCAAUUUCUGA
This is a messenger RNA of Nothobranchius furzeri (turquoise killifish), 11278 nucleotides long. The record is from RefSeq and is a predicted model, not a curated record. Lineage: Eukaryota; Metazoa; Chordata; Actinopteri; Cyprinodontiformes; Nothobranchiidae.